Aspergillus brunneoviolaceus CBS 621.78 is the source of this 1629-nucleotide messenger RNA. Its product is annotated as FAD-dependent oxidoreductase. The coding region runs from base 81 to 1286 and encodes 401 amino acids. Lineage: Eukaryota; Fungi; Ascomycota; Eurotiomycetes; Eurotiales; Aspergillaceae. The transcript is spliced from 4 exons. The record is from RefSeq and is a predicted model, not a curated record. Gene Ontology annotation, molecular function: FAD binding.
GGAUGAGCAAAACCUGUCCUGUGCAGACAGACAUACAGCCCGUGCAUCUGCCUCACCCUUCCUUUCCUCUGCUUCCCUCCAUGGCUGAUCUCCCCGUGCUCAUCGCUGGUGCAGGCAUCAGCGGCCUCCUGCUGGCUCAGUAUCUUCAACGACAUCAAAUCCCAUAUCUGCUUUUCGAACAAGAUGGCUCGAUCGAUGCGCGGAGUGGUGGCUGGGGGCUGACCCUCCACUGGGGUCUCCCGGCGCUGCGCGAACUCCUCCCUGACUACCUCGUGGCCCGUCUGCCGGAGACGUAUGUGAACAAAGCUGCUGCCAUACGAGGGGACACGGGGCGCUUCCAGUUCUUUGAUCUUCGCACGGGAUCGGCCUUGUACAGCGUCCCCGCCGCCGAACGGAUCCGCGUCAGCCGCGUGCGACUGAGGCAGCUGCUGGCCACCGAUCUCGGUCUCCAGUGGAACAAAUCUCUCACGAGCAUCGAUUCCACGACCGAAAGCGUCACCGCACAUUUCCAAGAUGGGACCUCGUACACGGGUUGCCUGCUGGUCGGGUGCGAUGGAUCGCGCUCCCGCACACGUGAGAUCGUGUACCCUGAGGGCCACGAGAUGAACCCCCUGCCCGUGCAGCUGCUGGGUGGAGCUGCCCUCUAUUCGGCGGAGCAGAUGGGCGGAGCGGAGACCAUCGACCCCUUUAUCUUCCAGGGCUCGCAUCCAGAUACAAACAUCUUCUUCUUUUUCAGCUUGCUCGAUACACCCAAUAAUUUCGACGAGAGCGACAAAGACAAAUACCUCUGCCAGAUCAUCGUAUCUUGGUCCGAUGAGAAGGGAAUCCCCGUUCCCAGUGACAAUGCCGAGAGACUCGCAUUGAUGAAGUCCUUGACCGCGAACUGGGUCGAGCCCUUCAGAGGCCUGGUUCAUCACUUGCCCGAGAGCACCGAAGUGCGAUCCAUCCGCAUUGCCGACUGGCUGUUCCGAUCAGGGCAAGGCACUGCCCAUCCACGGGUGGUGCUAAUGGGCGACUCGGCUCAUACGAUGACGAUGUUCCGCGGAGAGGGGGCCAACAAUGCCAUUGUCGAUGUCCUGGAUUUGACGAAGCGAGUGGACUUGCGAUCCCUGGGGUCUCUCGGCAUAGACGAGCUUCGCAAGUCUCUAACGGCGUACGAGAACGAUGUGCUUGCCCGAGCAGGGCCAAGUGUGGUCAAUUCCCGCCAAGCGUGUCUCGAUGCCCAUGACUUCUCCCGCAUUGUGGAUGGCAGCCCCUUGGUUUCGGCUCGCUUGCGCGAGGAAUAGUCGGAUACCCCUGGAUAGGCAUUCUAAGAUUACCCACAUAUUCUGCAAGGUUAUGAUACCAGCACUGGUGGGGCCGAUGUUUGCACCUCAGUACAGCCGGGGUAAUUUGAGCGAACAUGCCUGUUCGUCAAGACAUAUGUGUUCGCUCUCCUGCUUUCAAGAGAUCGGGCUUAUUGUUGAUGCUAUUAAUCUAGCUUCAUCGUUGGAAUCAGUAGCCAACCGUUCAAAACUUAGGUUCAAGUAUUAGUAGUAUUGAUAUUCGUGAUAACUUGAUUAAAGGGUCUUCUCCCUGGAUUAUCCGCACGGAAGCAAUAGACUCAAUUGAAGCUCCAGCCAAAGUCGA